Molecule: messenger RNA, 1950 nt
Organism: Aspergillus fumigatus Af293
Lineage: Eukaryota; Fungi; Ascomycota; Eurotiomycetes; Eurotiales; Aspergillaceae
Exons: 2
Coding region: 1-1950 (649 amino acids)
Biological process (GO): double-strand break repair; resolution of meiotic recombination intermediates; mitotic intra-S DNA damage checkpoint signaling
Cellular component (GO): Holliday junction resolvase complex; nucleus
Molecular function (GO): nuclease activity; DNA binding
Source: RefSeq, a predicted model, not a curated record
AUGCCAGAGGUUAUCAACCUCCUGUCCUCGACGCCGCCGCCCCCGGCAUCUCAACCCCGUCAGCGAUUCGUGGCCACGCUUCCAUCCGAUCCGCCCCUCUCAUCUGCUCCUCGGCCUCUGUUAUCGGACGAUAUUGAGUCCCUUUUUGCCUACGAUGAUAUCGAUAAACCGGCCAAAAGACGUCGCUUAAGCGAGGAGGUUGAAUCACCUAGGGAUGUAGACGCUCAACUCUCGACCACAAAUCUGUUUCUGUUCUCCGAUGAUGAUGUCGCCUUAGCGUCUGACGGACCGUCAACGUUGGGGAUCCCGGCGCGGAACGAGGAGUCGGAUCCUAUUGUUUUCACUUCGCCAGCGCCUGUUCCAGGAGCAAGGUCACUUACGAGCCAUCAAACGAAUUUCAGAGAGACUAACACGAUCACAAUUGACGAUGACGGUGACGACGACGGUGAUGCGCAUGUCGAUAUCUGCAAAGAUGCCGCCACCGGGAAGGACCACAUCGAAGACUUCAGUGAUCAGCUUGCAAUACCGGAUAUUGACGAGUUAAUGAGGCAGGCUAGAGAAACAAAGGAAUCUGGUAAUGAAAACUCGCUCUUUUCGAGUCGAACGGCCAGUCUUCUUGCCGGUCUGAAGGAGCGCUCAAAAGCUACCAGUAGUACAGGGAGUAGGCCGAGAUCAAGAGCCGCAGGUCCUUCCAAGAAGUCAAAGUCUCAGGCGCGAAAUGUCCUUGACCUUGACGACGAUCUGUCCGAGGUAGUGGUUGAAUCUCGCAGGCCAGCACGAAAGACAACCACUUUGACCGCCGCAGAGAAAGAGGCAAGGGCCAGAGAGCGAGAAUCUGCAAAGGCACAGCGAGAGUAUGAGAAACAGCUUGAGAAAGAAAGACAGAAUAAGCUGAGGGAGGAAAAAGCGCGAGAAAAGCAACUCGCUGCGGACUUGGCGGAGGUCAAUAAGCUCAAGGUCGACAAGAGGGAGUCGACGCCUGAGAUGAUCCUCGAUCUCGCUUCCUCGUUUAGGGAAACAAGUGUUGGCAAUCAGAGCAUUGAACUCAUGAAACGGCUAGGAGUCGAGCAUACGUUCUUCACGAGCUCUAUCCCGAACCUCGUCAAAUGGCGCCGGAAGGUCACAGCCCGGUACAACGAAGCCGCCGGCCAUUGGGAGCCAUGUCCGCAUCAUAUCCGCGAAGAAGACCACGUUUUGUGCCUUGUGACAGCCCAAGAGUUCGUCAAUAUGGCCAUCGCGCCCGCAGACCCGGUAACAGGCACAACCGAGCUGGAACUCCAUCUCUCGCACAUCAAAAAAGCCUACCCUCGCCACAAAUUAAUCUACCUCAUCGAAGGCCUAACCUCGUGGAUGCGCAAGAACCAAAACUCCCGCAACAGAGCCUUUCAAGCCCAGGUGCGCCAACAACUCGUCCCAGACGAUCCUUCCUCCUCGACCCGCCGGAGAAAAGCCCCCGCCAAAACCGCCGAGUCCACCCCGCCCGUCGACGACGAUACCAUCGAAGACGCCCUCCUCGAGCUGCAGGUCACACACGCCUGCCUCAUCCACCACACCAGCGCCGCAUCAGAGUCAGCAGAAUGGAUCAAGAACUUCACCGAGCAUAUCUCCACGAUACCGUACAAGCGCGAGCGCAUGGACGGCAACGACUCGGCCUUCUGCAUGGACACGGGACAGGUCAAACCCGGCGAGGACAAGGCCGAUACUUUUGUCAAAAUGCUCCAGGAGGUAAAUCGCGUCACUGCGUCUAUGGCCUACGGUAUCGCGGCGAAGUAUCCUUCCGUCGUGGACCUGGUGAGAGGAAUGCGGCGGCAUGGGCCGACCAUGCUGGAGGAUGUCAAGAAAUCUGCAAAUAAAAACGGUGCCCUGACGGACUCGCGCAUUGGCCCAGCUGCGAGUAAACGGCUGUACAAGGUGUUCAUGGGUCUUGAUCCCUCGUCUACGGAUAUUUGA